Messenger RNA from Cololabis saira (Pacific saury), 3387 nucleotides. RefSeq names its product fms related receptor tyrosine kinase 3 (gene flt3). Bases 42 to 3059 code for a protein of 1005 amino acids. Gene Ontology annotation, biological process: protein phosphorylation; positive regulation of kinase activity; cell surface receptor protein tyrosine kinase signaling pathway. Gene Ontology annotation, cellular component: signaling receptor complex. The transcript is spliced from 24 exons. Lineage: Eukaryota; Metazoa; Chordata; Actinopteri; Beloniformes; Belonidae. Gene Ontology annotation, molecular function: transmembrane receptor protein tyrosine kinase activity; ATP binding. The record is from RefSeq and is a predicted model, not a curated record.
UUCACAUCUGAGCUGGGACUGAGGAUGUGACAGACGGCACAAUGAUGCGGUGGGAGAAAUAUACGAUUGUGGCUGCUGUCCUGCUGUGUGCUGUCAGAGCGCUUUGCAGAGAUGAUGUGAAGGAUAAAACCUGCGUACCCAGCACCGAGGUGAAGUGUUUCCUUCCAACUGAUUAUCUGAACACAUCUGAAGUUGUCAGCAUUAAGUUAUCUGCGGGUAUGAAGCUCAUCAUCUCCCAUCUGGGCCUCUCUGGUUAUCCUGUCUGCCGCUGGGGCAGAGCAAAAGAUCCAGUAAUAACAAUAAACGGGAGCUGCUCCAUAGUCACCUCACCUCUUUUUGAGGCAGAUUCAGGCAUGUACACGCUGACCUGUGAAGCUAAUAAUGAGACAAAUUUCUCAAAAACUGUGGAUCUUCAAGUUGUGAGACGUCCCACAAAACCACAGUUGGUGCUCGUCCUCAGCAAACAGAGAAAGCGGUCCCCCUCACUUAAGUGCACCUCAAAGGGAUCCCCAAAACCCAUAAUUGAUUGGCUAGGACACAAGAAUGCUGAAAUAGUGUCAUCUAGUGCAUAUUACAAUAGAAGAGCGAUGUGUUGUGCCACCAACAGUGAAGGACAGGAAUGCACGCAGCUGCAUGACUAUGACUUGGAGAGCGCUUCAAUUGAAACUGAUGAUGCUGAGGUGACCGUGAGCCCCAGAGAGCCUUUACUACUUCGUUGCAGAACACCCGGGUUUGGACCAUCACAUGCUGCAUGGGAGAGGAAUGGCAGUGUACUGGACCCCAACUCAAUGUCAUGUGAAAAAGAGACUGAGAUCUGCAUUCAAAAGGAUAAGCAUUUUGGUAUUCUGAUGACCUACCUGUUCAUCAAAUCAGUUAGUCUGGAGCAUGGUGGCAGAUACACCUGCAAGAAUCCAGGAAAAAACAAAAUGCAGUCUGUUCACAUUCAGGUUGAGGGUGAUGAUUUCCUUUCUGCUCAAGUCGAUGAGAGCAAGAUCGUGACAGCUCAGAAUAAAACCCACUCCUGUUUGCAUGCACACGUUUCCUACCACCCUGUGCUCCAGCGCUGUUCCUGGGAGGCUCCUAAUAAGCACAUGACUGACUGCAUUAGGGAUCAAUGGGUAACAAAGCACAGCAUUGUGAAGUUAUGUGAUCCACUCCAGUCAGGGGUUUAUAAGUUACACCUCCAAGCUGGAGGAAAGGCUGAAACAAAGAAUAUAACAGUUUGUGUUGUAGAAACACCUAACUUCACAUUCAAGACUCAUGGGAAUGCUACCACCUUUGAGACAUCUACCCUUGUUCCAGCAGACUACAUGUGGAUGACUUGCUCUCCAUCCAACGACAGUUGUGAAACAGACUCAUCGUGGAAAGUGUACCAGUGGGGCCAUGAACCAGGCUCUGAUGACUUCUGUAACAAGGCAAUCAAGAGAUCAUUGAGCUUUGCCCCACUGCCUGGGACACAUUUAAAGUUCUGUGUGAGAAACUCAUUUGGGAACUGGUGCAGUUCUAAAUACCCAAUAUAUUACCCAUAUACAUCCGAGGCCUCCAAAGGUGUUUUAAAACAAGAUGACAAGUUAAUGAUGCUGCUGAAGAUUAGCAUUUUCAUCCUGCUCCUGGGGUUGACAUUCAUUCUUGUGGCACUCAUGUACUUUGUCAAAAAGAGGAAACCCAAAUAUCAGCCUCAGCUUCAGAUGAUCCAGAUGGUUGGACCCAAUGACAACGAUUACAUCUACAUCAACUUCAAGGACUUUGCUUAUGAUCAAAGAUGGGAGUUUCCCAGGGAGAACCUUGAAUUGGGUGGAGAACUGGGUUCUGGAGCUUUCGGCAUGGUAGUGCAGGCUAUAGCUCAUGGCAUCAACCAGGCUGGAGUCUCCCAGAAGGUGGCUGUGAAGAUGCUGAAAGACAAACACAUGUCGGUGGAGAAGGAGGCUCUCAUGUCUGAGCUGAAGAUGCUGACUCACAUUGGCCACCAUACCAACAUCGUGAACCUCCUCGGGGCAUGCACAGAGUCCGGACCCAUAUACCUGAUUUUCCAGUACUGCUGUUAUGGAGACCUGUUGAACUAUCUGAAGAAGAACAGUGACCGCUACCACAAGUCUGUGACGGAUGCAUUUAACAGGGACCGUUUUAGAAGCCUUUACCACAACCUGCAGUACAAGGAAAACAAAUGCGAGCUUGUGGCAACCAUCGACAACUACGUGCUCAUGCACAACUCCACCACCAGGGGGCAGGAGGACAUCGCCCUCCUCACCCUCAGCUCUUGUGACCAAGACAGUUACGUUGAUGCAGAAAUAUUUGAGAAUGCAGAUGAUGAGACGGAGGACCUGCAGGCCCUGACCUUUGACGACCUGCUGAGCUUUGCCUUCCAAGUGGCCAAAGGCAUGGAGUUCCUUGCUUCCAAGAAUUGCAUCCACCGGGACCUGGCAGCUCGAAAUGUGUUAGUGACCAAAGGCAGACUGGUGAAAAUUGGUGACUUUGGGUUGGCCCGGGACAUCGAUAAUGACUUCAACUACGUUGUGAGAGGAGAUGUGCGUUUGCCAGUGAAGUGGAUGGCGCCGGAGAGCAUCUUUCAGGGAGUGUACACCAAUAGGAGCGACGUGUGGGCUUAUGGCAUUCUGCUUUGGGAAAUCUUCUCACUCGGUGUCACUCCAUACCCAGGUGUGAGGGUGGAUCACACAUUUUAUUCAAUGAUUGAAAGAGGAUUUAAGAUGGAGUGUCCAUACUAUGCCAACGAGUCUGUGUAUGAUAUGAUGUGCAAAUGUUGGGGCCUUGACCCCUACAAUCGCCCAUCUUUCUCCAAGUUGGUGUCCUUCAUGUCCAACCAGCUGACGGACCUGGAGGAGAAGCUCUACCACAACAUGCUCGACCAGACUACCAGCGACUACCAGAACUCAUUGGUCGUUUUUGACGAUCCUGCCUUUGCACAACACAACGAGAGCAAGACAGAGGGCACCAAUAACUCCUGCCAAGCCUACGCAACUGAGGAGAGAAAAGAAGAGGCACUGAACUCAGACGCUGCAGCAGCUCAGGAGGAACCUCUGAAACCAUCUGAUGCCCAGUAACUGCAUAUUACAUGUUAAUGGUUAAGCUAUUUUAUUCAAAGAGAUAUAUAACGAUUUUUUGAUACGCUUGUAUUUGUUUCUGUUAUGUUAUGUUUCUGUGAUAACUCAGCCUUAAUGUAUAUUAUGAAGCAGCUCUGUGUGAAAAACUAAAUGCACCUUGACGACUUCCAUCUACAUUAGGAUAAGAUGUAUAUGAGUGACAGGCACUACUGAUCAAAUUUAAUUAAUUAAUUGAUCAUUGUCAGUUGUGACCACCUCUAUAAUAGCAGACAUGUUGCAGAUAUUUGCUCUGGAGCAGUCAAUUGUGUCUUCAGAUGGUAACCCCCCC